ACUCGUCAGUCUCGUCACUUCGUUCGGCUGUCAGACGUCAGAUGUGUGGCAUGAGAGGUUAUCUGGAUUCUGCGUGAACAAAAUUUCGUUGAUUUCGCGUACAUGGAAUAUUUAUGCAUUCUGCGAACGCACAGAAAAUUCCGAUAGCAUGACGGUCAGGACGCUUUUACGUUUGGGCGACACGGCGAACAGAUGUGUCUUUACAACUGCGCAAUACUACAGGCCCAAAAUGCAAGUAUUACAGUAUAGACAAAUAAGAAAUUUAAAGAGGUCGCAGAUCACCUUCAAACCAGAGUCUCCUUUUCCUAAUAUUCAUAUCGAGACUGGAACUAUACCUCCUAUGAGGCUAUGGAAACAUCUUGGUUUCACCAUUAUGUUUAGUGGAGCCUCCUUAGUGGGUGCUGCAAUUUGGGAGUACGAACGUAUCAGAAGCCAGACUUACAGACUAAUCCAUCGUUACAGACAGUUUCGAGUUAACCGAACAGGAUGGAGGAGCGAAAUGGAGACAUGGUGGCGAAACUUGACCGAAGGACAGAAGAUGUUUGUGCCUAUAUGUUUUCUAAACGCGGUUGUAUUCUUAGCUUGGCGAGUGCCGGCAUUGCAGAAGACAAUGGUGCGCUAUUUUUGCGCUAACCCGGCUUCCAGUGUGUCAUGCUGGUCUAUGGUACUCUCCACUUUUUCACAUUACUCCAUGUUCCAUCUGGCUGCGAACAUGUACGUGUUGCACAGCUUCAGCACAAUAGCUGUGACAGCAUUGGGGAAAGAGCAAUUUUUGGCUCUGUAUUUAUCGAGCGGUGUGAUUUCCAGCUUCGCUAGUCACGUGUAUAAAACUAUGUUUGGAGUGCCAGGCCUUUCUCUAGGAGCGUCCGGAGCGAUUAUGGGUGUUCUCGGAUUUCUUUGCACACAAUAUCCUGAUUUACGACUCAGUAUCAUUUUCCUUCCUAUGCUCACAUUUACCGCGGGUAUGGCAAUCAAAGGAAUAAUGACCUUGGACGUUGUCGGUUGCAUCUUGGGAUGGAAAUAUUUCGAUCAUGCUGCGCAUUUGGGUGGCGCGUUAUUUGGAAUAUUCUGGCAAGCGUGGGGCAAUGCUAAUAUUUGGCAGAAACGGGAGCCUCUGCUGACUCUCUGGCAUGGGUUCCGAGAACCUCGAAGAUCACAAUGAUAUUUUAUUAAAUCUUUUAUUAAAUCACUUUGUACAAAAAUUGUAAAGUUUUGAUCAUAGUGCAAGAACAGAUUUGCUAAAAGCAAAAAUUCAGAUAUGAAUUAUAUAUUUCUAUUAUUUAUACUCCAUUUAUAUGUAUGAUAAUAUAUCGAUUCAUUAUCCCUUGAAAACAUAAUAAAGAAGUACAUUAAUAUCAAUAAGCAAAA
This is a messenger RNA of Temnothorax curvispinosus, 1368 nucleotides long. It is a transcript of the gene rho-7, whose product is annotated as presenilins-associated rhomboid-like protein, mitochondrial. Lineage: Eukaryota; Metazoa; Arthropoda; Insecta; Hymenoptera; Formicidae. The record is from RefSeq and is a predicted model, not a curated record. Gene Ontology annotation, molecular function: serine-type endopeptidase activity. The transcript has 8 exons. Bases 149 to 1162 code for a protein of 337 amino acids. Gene Ontology annotation, cellular component: membrane.